AUGGCCUCUUCAUCUCUCUCGGAACCUGCCUUUUCUGGCUGUAUUCUGCUGGUCUACGGGAUCCCUGGCUCGGGAAAGACACUGUUGGUCGACUAUUUGUGCUCUCAUUCUCCUUGGCCGAUGUUGCCAAUACAUUUCGACUCGUUUUAUCCAACUGACACUAGAAGUGUGUCGCCUUCCGACCUGCGUACGGUGGUGCUCGCUCCGCUAACCGAAUACCGUGUUUCCCGUCCACAGGACGGCUCUGAAACGGAGGCGGUAGGGUUCCAAACGAAGGAAGCUAGACAAGCAGUGGUCCGGUGCAUAGAGCACCUGAUAGAGCUGAGUGUGGUGGGGGGCAAAGACAGCACUUUACCUCAGCUCUGGGACACCUUCACUAGCUACCUCCAGAAAUAUCCCCACCUCCUUACCAGUGAUAGGAGAGGGACCCAUCUUGUCUCACCAAGUGUCGUGGUGGCGGAUGAUAAUCUUCCUCUAAGGAGCAUGCGAUAUGUUUUCUAUCAAUUGGCAAAGAAAUAUUGUCUUGGUUUUGCCGAAAUCUGCGUCAGUUGUGAUCUGACUGUGGCUCAGGACAGAAACAGGAGGAGACAGAUUCCCAUUCCCGAUUCCACGAUUACGAACAUGGAACGGAGCCUGGAGCUGCCCGAACCGUCCAGUCACGGCUGGGAGAAACGAAGCCAUGUUCUCUUCAACAACAGCAGUUCAAGGGAAGGCUUUCUGACCGAAGGACUGAUAGCAGGCAAAGAGUUGAUAUCCGGAGCACUUGCUAAUCCUGAGCAGCCGGCCUCUCAACAAGACCACGAAAUGAAGGAGGCAUGCAGAGUUGAGAGCUUAGAGAGUUAUGUGCAUCAAGCAGAUAUCAUCCUGAGGAAAUGUGUCUCUUCAUCAAUCGGUGAAUAUAAAGGUACAGAGAAAGGUAGCUUUGCAAAGAGAUCCAACUCAGUGAGAAGAGAGCUACUGACUGAGAUCAAAACUGGAGGUCUAGCAGGACAGUUUCUGACUGCUGGAUUAGCAGCAUCUAGUAAUGAGUAUGAGAGUAAAAUACGGCAACGGUUUCACUCCAGAUGCACUCCGGAAACUCAAUGAUAAUGUGAACCCGAGUUGUUGUGUUGUGUGUGAGUGUUUCAGUCUUCGAAGAAUGUAGUGGCGGCAUCUCUCAGGGCCGAGCUGGCCUCCGUGAGGAACGUGUCUCUGCUGAUCUUGUCGAUCUCGGCUCCGGGCGGGUCCUGACUGAAGCCGCUCACCCCGAGGCUCUCCAUAGCCGCGAGGUACUGCUGACGAGACACGCUACCCUUCCCGGCCAGGUCCAGCAUCCCGAACACGGACACCACGUUGGACUCGUCCACUAGUGCAGGCGGGCUCUGUGCCGGGUCCGCCUUUGCCUUCAACAGUUUCUCGACUUGUUCUUUCAUGAACUGCCGCGGAUCAUCCGGUCGGUGGUAGACCAGUGCGGCCGUAAGGUUCUCCAACAACCGUGGGAUCUUGUGUUUCCGUAGGUAGUUCGCCGCCUCAGUCUCCAUAGGUCCAGUGGCGAGCUCGUCUUCCAUGCCCAGCUCUGCUGCUGGCUCCAUUCUCAGAGAGUGCUGAUUCAGCGUUUAUCGGUUGUCAUGACAAUAAUACCGAAGCUCGGGAGAGGAGGCUGCACAGCAAGAACUGCAGAG
This is a messenger RNA of Geodia barretti, 1661 nucleotides long. The record is from the annotation of a GenBank genome assembly. NCBI's taxonomy places the organism in Eukaryota, Metazoa, Porifera, Demospongiae, Tetractinellida, Geodiidae.